Messenger RNA from Trichoderma virens Gv29-8, 555 nucleotides. RefSeq lists its product as uncharacterized. The record is from RefSeq and is a predicted model, not a curated record. The coding region runs from base 1 to 555 and encodes 184 amino acids. Lineage: Eukaryota; Fungi; Ascomycota; Sordariomycetes; Hypocreales; Hypocreaceae. The transcript has a single exon.
AUGGACUUCCAUGUGUUCCCUACUGAGCCUGUUGCAGGAGUUUAUUAUAUACAACGCAGGUCGAUGAACUACUCGACCGUCUUCAUGACCCCAGUCGACGACAUCCCAUUACCUAGUCCAGCUUAUUAUGCUACGAUACAUUCAUCCCAGCCGUCUAUUCGAUUAUACUGCGAGCCCUUUGAAGGAGACAGCCCGGUCGGCGAGGUUCGCGUCUCCGAGUCUGCAUCUCGCACCGACCUUGUGGUAGAGCAGUCAUCAUAUACGCUCACCACUGCGCCCGGAUUUAGCGGCUACAAUCUUGAGGGCUCUCCUCUAGGCUUACUUAGAUGGGUGAAUGGCUCCCGCCCAAGGUUGUUCAUGGAGCUGGUCAACGUUUUAGACAGGCGGCUGGCCAGAGUUGUGGACGACGACAUACUGCCACGGAUGAGGCUGGAGUUUUACACGUGGUUCGGCGAUGGCUUCCUGCACCUAGACCUCGUCGUUCUAUCGUGCCUCGCGGCAAUGCAAGCAAACAAACGAAAUGCAAAUGGACUAGUGAAUACUUUACAGAUAUAG